This is a messenger RNA of Hemicordylus capensis (graceful crag lizard), 3180 nucleotides long. RefSeq names its product estrogen related receptor alpha (gene ESRRA). Gene Ontology annotation, cellular component: nucleus. Gene Ontology annotation, biological process: regulation of DNA-templated transcription. NCBI's taxonomy places the organism in Eukaryota, Metazoa, Chordata, Lepidosauria, Squamata, Cordylidae. Gene Ontology annotation, molecular function: steroid binding; DNA-binding transcription factor activity; sequence-specific DNA binding. The record is from RefSeq and is a predicted model, not a curated record. The transcript has 7 exons. Bases 269 to 1531 code for a protein of 420 amino acids.
CCCCGCCAGCUGGAGGAAGCCGAGUAGGAAGUGGGUUGCGAUGUCCUUUUGUGUCCUACAGCCCGAGCGAGCAAGCGGCGCGCAGCGGCGGCAGCAGCAGCAGCAGCAGCGACAAGCCAUGGCCCGGCCGGCGCCCGCCGCCGCCGCCGCCGCGCGGGGGGGCCCCUGAGCCCACCCUCCCCAGCCCCGCCCCGCCGCGCCCCCCCGGCCCGGCCCGGCUCCGCGCCUCCGAGCCCUUGUCUGCAGCCAAGCCAAGCUCCCUCCAGCCAUGUCGUCCCGGGACCGCCGCACGGAGUUCUUCAUCAAGACCGAGCCGGCCUCUCCGGACAGCCUCGCCCAGCAUAGCCCGAGCGGGUCGUCCGACACCAGCGCCAGCGGGGCCCCCCAAGAGCUCGAGACCGCGGGGGUGCUGCCUGCGGGGAUGGGAGCCUCCCGCCGGCGCCAUGACGACGACGCGGACGAGCCCCCGGGGCGGGGAAAGUACAUGCUGAGCUCUAUGCCCAAGCGCCUGUGCCUGGUGUGCGGGGACGUGGCCUCAGGGUAUCACUACGGCGUGGCGUCCUGUGAAGCCUGCAAGGCGUUCUUCAAGAGAACCAUCCAAGGCAGCAUCGAAUACAGCUGUCCGGCCACUAACGAGUGCGAGAUAACGAAGCGUCGCCGGAAGGCCUGCCAGGCGUGCCGCUUCACCAAGUGCUUGCGUGUGGGGAUGCUCAAGGAAGGGGUGCGCCUGGACCGGGUGCGCGGAGGGCGGCAGAAGUACAAGCGCCGGCCGGAGGUGGAGGGGGCCACCUACCCCAGCGCCUUUGUCACCCCACAGAUCGCCACGGCAACCGCCAAGAAGCCAGCUCCGAUGAACACCAUGGUGUCCCACUUGCUAGUGGCGGAACCCGAGAAGUUGUACGCCAUGCCGGAUCCUGCGCUUCCCGACGGCCCUGCCAAGGCGGCCAGCACUUUGUGCGAUCUGGCCGACCGGGAGAUUGUGGUCAUCAUAGGUUGGGCCAAAAAUAUACCAGGGUUCUCCGCCCUGUCCUUGGCAGACCAGAUGUCCGUGCUGCAGAGCGUCUGGCUGGAAGUGCUGCUGCUGGGGGUGGCUUGGCGCUCGCUGCCUUGCGAGGACGAGAUUGUCUUCGCCGAGGACUUUGCCCUAGACGAAGAGGCGGCGCGGGCAGCAGGCUUGCUGGAGCUCAGCGGGGUGGUCCUGCAGCUGGUGCGCAAAUACCGGGCCCUCCGCCUGGAGCGCGAGGAAUACGUGCUUCUCAAGGCGCUGGCGCUGGCCAACUCGGACUCGGUUCAUAUCGAAGACAUGGCAGCCGUGCAGCGGCUCCGAGACGUCCUGCACGAGGCGCUACUGGAAUACGAGGCCUCGCGGCGCCCCGAGGAGCCCCGCCGGGCCGGACGCCUCCUCCUCACCCUGCCCCUGCUCCGCCAGACGGCCACCCGUGUGCUCCACCAUUUCUACAGCCUCAAGUUGGAGGGCAAAGUCCCCAUGCAUAAGCUCUUCCUGGAGAUGCUGGAGGCCAUGAUGGACUGAGCGAAAGGGCAGGAGCCGGGGAGGAGGGGAGCGGAGGUGGCGCGGAGCACAGCGCAGACUGGCCAAUAUCAGGGACGCGGGAAACAGGAUCGGGUUUCCCGUCCCUCCGAAUCCCUGCUGCUGCUCAUCUGCAUAUGCUAAUGCAUUUCAGUGUAUGCAAACGUAAUAACCGCCCAUGGCUUUGCACAGAGGCUGAGGGAGAGGAGAAACUGGACCCAUUUGGGGAGACGGAAGGCACUUCUUGAGACCAGGCGAGCGGCAACCCUCGCAUAGAAGGCGGCAGGACUGAUGAGGGGGCAGGGUGUGUGGGGGGGGGGGCUAGGGAGGCCAGGAACGUUUUGACAUUCACACUAGAAGCCAUAUUUUAAUUUAUUAACUUGCGGGGGGAGGGAGGGAAAUAGCUGCUGUACCCUUGCUUGGAAAGCCAUAUUUGUGUGGCGUGAAGUGGGGAGAGGGAGCUGGGGUGGGGGAAAGGACUUGGGAUGUCCCGUGCGUGGGGCAGGGGAGAUGAACGGCCGCUCCUUGCUCCAGGACAGUGGCGAGAGCAGCAGCCCUGUAGGUUGGUGCGUUCCUCCCCCCCGCCCCCAACUCUGCCACCAGUUUGCCCUUGGGCUGGGCCCAAUCAAUGCACCUUAAUGGGGUGGGGGUGAGGAAGAGAGCAUCCUGCUCCCAGAGAGGGACAGGUGCGGCCUGGGGCCGUGGCACGGCUUGCCUUCGUCCGUCUUGAGCCUCUCCAUGCUCCCAGCCCCUACGAAGUCCACCUCGCUCCCCCCUCCUCCUGGGAAUGUUGCAUUAUUCACUUUGAAGCAAUAAAUGAACAAAAAAUAGAAAAUUGGGGAGAAGACCCUGGGUGGGUGGGGGGGGGGAGUGGCAGAUCUCAGGCCAUGCUCUGCAUGGUCCUGUGUUCACACUUGGGGAGAUUUACCCCCACCCCCACCCAACAAGAAAGAGCAAGGACUCUGUCUACUCUCUCGCCCAGCAAAGACCCUUCACUUACAAUCCCUCGUAGUAGCAAUAGUUAAAAAGGCAGUGAUGCUUCCUUUCAGGUGUGACUUUACCCUUCCGCCAUAAGAGGCUGAGCAGCUGUUCUUCCUCCACCGCAUCUCCCCCACCCCACCCCAGACCACCGGCCCAAAGCAAUAAACAAGAAUACCCCUUCCCCCCCACCUCCCCUUCUGACCCACCACUCAAACAGGAGUGGCUACCCUGAGGCAACCUGGCUGCUGUGGCACUCUUAACGCCCAUCACCCCCUGCCACACUAAGCUGCAGCAGGGGAGUGGUGGGCAUUGUAGUCCAGCAGCCGCCAGAGAGCCCACGGCUGCAGCAGACCAAGGAAGGCGGCUGCGAGGCCUGAAGCUGAGAGAGGUGUACUGUAUAUAGCAAUAUAUUCGUUGCAGGGCAAGAGGAAUCUACCCCAUUUCCAGCUCCCGUUCCCACCCCCGCAGUGCAGGGUUACAGCCUCCCUUGCCCUGGUGGGGGGUGGGCGGGAUGGGGAAGUGGAAACGUUGGAGGUUUUUUUUUUAAAUUAAAUUAUGUGUGUGUACAUACUAUAAAUACCUCUGAUUUGUGCAUAGGCGGCUAUCCAUACACAUACAUAGAGAGCUCUAUUAUUGAACAAAAUUAAAGAGGUCGCCCUUGCCUAAAGGAA